UUAAGGAUCCACAGUUGUCACUGCAGUGAAGUGGCUUGGAUACUGACCUGCAGUAGGUUCGAGCCCUGUCCUGGGAAUUCCUAUAUGCCGUGGGCGCAGCCUAAAAAAAUAAAAACCAAAGGGACAGUUGGGUCACAAGUGUUUCCUAAGCAGGUACUCUGAGCUGCAGGAGAGAGAGUUCAAGUACAGGCGAUCCGUUUCUUUUCCCCACUGGCCCCGGAAAAGGAUCUCACUGCCCAGGAAGUUUCAUCUGGGAUCCCCGCAGCCUUGGCAAUGGCUCCAGGGUGACUUCUUGAGCCACCUCGGUUUCCCCGCCCCAGCCAAGCGGCCGAAAAGCACCUGGAAGCGCGGUCCGAGCCGGGAAAUGGGCCCACAAGCCCGGCCGGCGCUUCUGCUCCUGAUCCUCCUGCGGACCGUGGCCACGCAGGAGCGAGCGCCGCGGCCACACUCCCUGCUCUUCCUCUUCAUGGGCGCCUCGGAGCCAGAUCUCGGGCUGCCCCUGUUUGAGGCCUUGGGCUACGUGGACGACCAGCUGUUUGUGUCCUACAAUCACGAGAGUCGCCGUGCAGAGCCUCGCGCCCCCUGGCUCUCGGGUAAGGCCUCCAACCAACUGUGGCUGCAGCUAAGCCAGAGCCUGAAAGGGUGGGAUCACAUGUUCACCGUGGACUUCUGGACCAUCAUGGACAACCACAACUACAGCAAGAUAACGAAGCUGGGAGUGUUGCCAGAGUCCCACACCCUGCAGGUGAUCCUGGGCUGUGAAGUGCAAGCGGACAACAGCACCAGAGGGUUCUGGAAGUAUGGGUACGAUGGGCAGGACCACCUGGAGUUCCACCCUGAGACGCUGGACUGGGGGGCGGCAGAGCCCAGGGCCUGGGCCACCAAGCUGGAGUGGGAAGUCAGUAAGAUCCGGGCCAAGCAGAACAGAGCCUACCUGGAGCGGGACUGCCCGGAGCAGCUGCGGCGCUUGCUGGAGCUGGGGAGAGGGGCUCUGGACCAGCAAGCGCCUCCUUUGGUGAAGGUGACUCAUCACGUGGCCUCUGCGGUGACCACUCUACGCUGUCAGGCUCUGAACUUCUACCCCCAGAACAUCACCAUGAGGUGGCUGAAGGACAGGCAGCCACUGGAUGCCAAGGACAUUGAGCCCAGGGAUGUGCUGCCCAACGGGGAUGGGACCUACCAGAGCUGGGUGGCUUUGGUGGUGCUCCCUGGGGAGGAGCAGAGAUACAGCUGCCAGGUGGAGCACCCAGGCCUGGAUCAGCCCCUCACUGCCCGCUGGGGUAUGGAUGAGAGCCAGGGGCUGGGAAAACCUGGUGUGGAUGGGGUGGGAGUGGUUACCAAAGCAAGGGUCUGCCCUGGGCUGGGGCAGCGGUCACGGGCUCUCACUCGCUUUUGCUGUUUCAGAGCCCUCGCUGUCUGGCACCCUGGUCAUUGGAAUCAUCAGUGGGAUUGCUGUUUGUGUCAUCAUCUUUACUGGAAUUUUGUUCAGAAUCUUAAGGAGAAGGCAGGCUUUAAGAGCAGCCUCGGGGGACUAUGUCUUAGCCGAAUGUGAAUGAAGAGCAUGCUGCCUGCAGAUCUGGUGGGGAGGAGACCUAACUCUUUGAGACUCAAAGAGAGGGAGCUCUUGUGGCCUUCUUCAUGUCAAAAGACAGCUGGACCUAAAAAAUAAGAACUGUCUCAGGAACUCUCUGCUCUUAGCCUCUCCAGUUCCCUCUCAAAGAGCUUCCCCAUUUAGGUUCCUGAGUUCCUGCCUGCCGAGGGGCCCCAGCUGUGACCUCUCCCCCAGAAUCUGCUCUCCUGAAUCCCAAGCUGCUUCUAGAGCCAGUCUUCAUUUCCUGUGUCACCUCAGACUCCAUAUACCUACGUCAUCUCAUCUCCUAACCGUGGGAGGAGGCGUCUGAAAUUUGAGGGAUUCAUGAUUCCUUUAAACAUCUGAGAAAAGCUUUGAACCUUCACCUCAGGACAUACAUUCUAAUACACCUACCAGCAUUUGACACACACAUCCAGACAUUUCCUGGACCCACUCAAGUUUCCUUUUAAUUCUGUCUCUCUUAUUCAAGAACUCACCUGUCACCAAGCUCUGUGGUUUCUUCCAUCAGAGAGAGAUCUGGGCAGUAGUACAGCUCUGAAGGCUGUGCACUGCACAACCCGAGGAGGCGCAUUUUCCAGAAGAGGCAUCAUGCAUGUUUGAGUGUAAUAUGAGAGUUUUCCAGAAAAUGGGAGGGAAAUGCUUGAGAAGGGAUGUCGUUUUCUAGUUUGCACAAAGAUGCCAUAUAGGUUUCCUUAGGUUAAGGAUACUUGCAUUUGCAAUGGCUCUCGCUCCUAUAUGCCAGACUUGAAGUAGCACUGGACUUGGUCUCUGCUGAUACCCUCUCCUUGUUCAGUUAAUGAAAAUGAUAAUAAAGAUGAUUAUGACGAUGAUAA
Molecule: messenger RNA, 2424 nt
Organism: Sus scrofa (pig)
Lineage: Eukaryota; Metazoa; Chordata; Mammalia; Artiodactyla; Suidae
Source: RefSeq, a predicted model, not a curated record